Messenger RNA from Dipodomys ordii (Ord's kangaroo rat), 939 nucleotides. Its product is annotated as olfactory receptor 2G3-like. Gene Ontology annotation, cellular component: membrane. Gene Ontology annotation, biological process: G protein-coupled receptor signaling pathway. Lineage: Eukaryota; Metazoa; Chordata; Mammalia; Rodentia; Heteromyidae. Bases 1 to 939 code for a protein of 312 amino acids. The record is from RefSeq and is a predicted model, not a curated record. Gene Ontology annotation, molecular function: olfactory receptor activity; G protein-coupled receptor activity. The transcript has a single exon.
AUGCCAGCAUUCAACCAGUCCACGGUGAUAGAAUUCAUUCUAUUGGGAUUCACCUUCAACGCCAGGACCAAUCCUCUGCUCUUCACCUUCUUUUUAGUCUUCUAUCUGCUGAUUCUUGUGAGCAAUAGCCUCCUUAUCACACUCAUCCAUCAGGACUCCCGCCUCCAUACACCCAUGUACUUUUUCAUUAGUGUCCUCUCCAUGCUGGACGUGUGCUAUACCACCACUACUGUCCCCCAGAUGCUUGUGCAUAUUCUCAGCAAGAAGAGGACCAUCACUUUUGCUAGAUGUGUUGCCCAGAUGUACAUCUUCCUCCUCUUUGGAGUUACAGAGUCCUGGCUUUUCUCCAUCAUGUCUGUGGACAGGUAUAUGGCCAUCUGCCACCCUCUCCGAUACAAGGUCAUCAUGAGUCGUAGGACGUGUCUCCUCAUGGUAGGUAUCUGUGCAGCCUAUGGUGUGGUGGGUGGCCUAUGCUAUACCUUCUUUGCCAUGCGCUUGCCCUAUUGUGGUCCUGAUGAAAUUGACCACUACUUUUGUGAGGUUCCUGCUGUUCUGAAGUUAGCCUGUGCAGACACAUCCCUCAAUGACUUGGUGGACUUCAUCACAGGUUUCAAUGUCAUUGUGGUCCCACUCUCCCUGGUUGUUAUUGUCUAUGUCAACAUCUUUGCCACCAUCAUGAAGAUCCGCUCAGCACAGGGGCGGAUCAAGGCCUUCUCCACCUGUGCCUCCCACAUCACUGUGGUCACCAUGUUUGCCAUCCCAUGCAUCAUCAUGUACAUGAGCCCUGGCUCUGGCCCCUUAUCAAACAGUGGCAAAAAAAUGGCCCUUUUUUACAACAUUGCCACAGCCUUCCUCAACCCUGUCAUCUAUAGUCUAAGGAACAAGGAUGUGAAAAGGGCUUUCCUCAAACUCAUGGGAAGGAGCAGGACUCCAGAGUGA